AUGGAUGCUCUGCAGAUGUACAAAUCCCUGUUGCAGCUCAACGAUUGGCCCACUCAGCGCCCUAUCUCUCGUCUGACCGCAAAAUUCGUGCUGGACUACGUGCUUACCAGCGGGAUUUCUGACGAAAUAGAACUGGUCUCCCUCGCCUACAGAGCCAUCGAGUACUGGGCAUCUGUCUUCCAGACAUUCGAUCCAGAGAAUCACGGGUGCAUCUCAAGUGACGUCUUCCACGAGGCGCUGGAGGCGUGCGGCUACAACGUGAGCAAGUACUACGUGAGAUGCCUUCUUCGAGCGUCUGAACGCUUGGGCCAGGUUUCCUUCGACAGCUUCGUCAAAGCGUGCGCUACAACCGCAAAGGUCCACCCGUGA
Molecule: messenger RNA, 369 nt
Organism: Dermacentor andersoni
Lineage: Eukaryota; Metazoa; Arthropoda; Arachnida; Ixodida; Ixodidae
Source: RefSeq, a predicted model, not a curated record